Molecule: messenger RNA, 6823 nt
Organism: Cavia porcellus (domestic guinea pig)
Lineage: Eukaryota; Metazoa; Chordata; Mammalia; Rodentia; Caviidae
Gene: Cby3
Product: chibby family member 3
Exons: 2
Coding region: 148-726 (192 amino acids)
Source: RefSeq, a predicted model, not a curated record
CCGCAGAGCUACAUGAGGAAAGACUUGUGUUGCAUUACGGAAGGAUGACACAGGAAACCCUGCCCCAGUUUUUUCUCUCUUCCUUGCAGGGGCAGAAGAACUGAAAAAAACAGUCUUUCCUCACACUUACCAAGGAAGACAGGGAGAAUGGGCGCCCCUGGCUCGCCCUGGUCACUCAGGAGCCCUGGGUCCCGCAACCUGGAGACCUGCGCUUGCCUGGCUCUGGGCCCCGCCGGCCGUCUGUGGGCGCAGCUGCGGCAGCUCUGCGCCGAUCACUUCUCGCGGCGCUUCUCGCCCCGGCGGCCGCCUUUGCGCCGCUUCUCCUCCAUGUCCACCUUCUACCUGCUGGACCACCGAACGCGCCAGGCCGAGCUGGGCCUGGACUACGGCGCGCCGCGCAUGCGCCUCGGCGAGGCGGCUUUGGUGUUUCAAAGCGGCCAGUGGACGGCGGAGGGCCUGCAGGCGCGGGCACGGCUGUCUCCGCCAACCAGCCCGGCACGGAGGACACGGGGCCCGCGGGUCCAGAGUCAAGCACUUCAGGAGGAGAACAACUACCUGAAGCUGCAGCAGGAACUGCUUAUGGACAUGCUGGUCGAGACCACGGCGCGCGCCCACCUGCUUGAGAAGCAGCUAGAGCCUGCGGCGCGCGCCUGGCGAAGAAAAGUGCGCAUGUGCGAAGGCGCGCGCGGCCUCCAAUGCGAGUCGCGUGCGCUGGGCUCGAGGUAACGCAAUAAAGCCCUGCCGCGCACGCGCACGCGUACAUCGCCCUCUUCCAUUCCCCAUAGGCUGGUGGGGACCCCAGACCGGUCCCCACCGGGGUCAAGUUCUCCAGGCCCGCCCAGGGCCUGGGCGGAGGGUAGGCGUGGCAUUCCUGGCCAAGCCAGGGCGAAGUCAAGAGUGCUCCGGAACGGAGGAGGGAAGGUCAGGGGCGCUAGGGAGUGAGGUGGGCAGGACCCGGCUGGAGACUUUCCCGCUUGGUUGUCUGGGCCUACAGGCUCCGGAGAAUUAGAGCCAAGCUGACUGAAGCCUUUUCGAAAUCUUGGGGUCCUCACUAGGCGAGGUGGCACACGCCUCUAAUCUCAGCAGUCCGGGAGGCUGAGGCAAGGGGGAUCACAAGUUCCUAUCACCCUGGACAGGUUAGUGGUUGAGUCACGUGGUGUGGACACCUGAAAUCCCAGCACUCUGGUAGGCUGAGGCAGGAGAAUCCCCACUACCUCUAGGCCAGCUUGAAUUUUAAGCUGUCAAGACACCUCCCCCUAUAGUUAUUUUAAGGAAGACGGUCAUAGGGAUGUACCUUAGUGGUAGAGCCCUCGGUUACAUGAGCAAGAUCCUUGGUUCAAUCCCUAGCGCCAGAAAACACAAAAUGCAAGACUCCCGGCUGAAGGGGAAAGAAGGCGGGAAGUCUCCCAUAACCAGCCACUUUUCCCCUGGGCUGCGGCUCGGCAGCUUGGGCAGCCAGAGUGGUAUCAUGAGCUCCUCUGGGUCUGCCCCAUUUCCUGAGGGUUGCAUGAAGGCUGUGAAGGACGUGGCGUUCUCCAGGGUGACUCGCUUUGGGAGGAAACUAGGGAUUCCUAAACCACUCUGUCAAGCCCAAAUGACAAAGUGUGUUAAUUAAAUCAACACAACAAAAUGUCAGAUGUUGGGAGCCGCAGCCCCGAGCCCGGUCGCCUCACUUGGCGGACGUGAGGCCUGUAGUAAAGAGUAAAGCCUGAGGUAGAUUACCCCUCCCAUCGAGCACGUUAGUUUCCUGCUUACCGCGUAAGCAACCCGCUCAACAAUAUAGUCUGCCUGGCAACUGAUGAUGUUAGCCAAUCAGCUUGCCUUGCUUACUUUAACAUGAUUGUAUCCGUAUAUAUACUGGUGCCACCCCUGGGGGGGAAGAAGAAGCCCGGAAGUAGAAGCCCAGAAGGAGCUGCGGGGAGCGGACCAGAGGAGGCUUCGGCUGGGAGCGAUCCCAGGGCAGGCUGUACGGAGAAGGAAAAUAAAAGAAAAGGUUGUCCACUGCCAGACUUUGUCGUGUGUCCUUCCUGCCGGCCGGGAGCGGACAUCGACAUUUGGAGGCCCGCCCGGGGACUGAUCACCCCCGAGACGUGACAGCGGACAACGCUCCAGUACAGAGCUGCGAGACAGGUGAGUUGGGGAUAAGCCUGGGCUCUGGGUGGCGCGCACCUACAGGGCUUUUAGACUCCCCUCAGGCUCACGCGUAAGUGGCGGAUUCCUUGGGCCUCACGCGGUGAGUAACAUAUUAAAAGAUGGGAAACAUGCUAGGUAGCAACACUAAGAGCGAGGGUGGUUGUGGAGAAAGCUCUCAAGAGCUUACAAAAGUACGCAGGGUAUUUGAGCAGGCCCAGUCAGGGAGCUCCCGAGAGGGGCCCGUCAAGGGGAACAAAGAUGCUAAGGAGAAGGACGGGGCUCUAGCCUCGGAGUCGUCUGACUCCGAGGACGAGGGAAAGUUGAAUGGCAAGGAGGCCAAAGAGACCAGCUGUCAGGAGCCCAAGUCGCUCGAUAAGGAGUCACAGGGUUCUUUUCCAGCGUUGCGCCGCGAAUUGCGCUCUGCUCAACCUGGUCUGCGGAGGAGUAGAGAGCUCCUGAGCGCUCCCCGGUGCGAGAGGGAGGCGAUCCCUCGCCACGAGGCGGCCGCCUGGGAGCUCCCUCCCCUUUCGCCAGAACAGGAAGUGAUGCACGGGCCCCCAUUUUCCGCCCAAUCACGGCCGCCGUCUUAUGCUCCGCCGCCGGCGGGUCGGUAUUUUUACAGGCGGCUUUGGCAGGGGGGACGCUUGUCUCAUGAGGUACAUCCACCUGGGAUAGAUAGUGGCCCCUACGGGAUAUUUCCUGUACAAGUAGCUAUGGGCCAGGGACGCAAUGCAUGGGAGCCUUUUGAGAUAAAGCAGAUUAGAGAACUUAAAAAUGCAGUUACAACCUUUGGGCCGACUGCGCCUUACACCAUUGCCAUGCUGGAGAAUCUGUCUUCUGGGCCCCUCACCCCCGCGGACUGGAUUCAGCUGGCAAAGGCGUGUCUGCCCUCGGGUAGUUACCUGGAUUGGCGAGCCUGGUACACAGAGUUCUCUGCAGAGCAGGCUGAGAGAAACGCCAAUCGGGGAAACCGGGGGUGGAACAAGGAAAUGCUUAUGGGAGAAGGUCGGCACGCUGAUGAUCAGACUCAGUUCCCCGGCGCUGUCUAUGAACAAAUCAAUGCCAUAGGGCUCCGCGCCUGGAAGCAGGUAAGUGGUGCCGGAACAGCCUCCUUGUGUCUUUCAAAAAUAAUUCAGGGUACCACAGAGCCAUUUGUUGACUUUGUGGCCCGAAUGCAAGAUGCUGCCGAUAAGAUAUUUUCUGAUCCGGGAGUGGCUCGACCGCUGGUAAGGCAGCUGAUUUUUGAGCAAUGUACAAAGGAGUGCAAGGCAGCGAUAGCUCCUCAUAAGAACAAGGACCUCAACGCCUGGAUUAGGAUAUGCAGAGAGAUAGGGGGGCCGCUCUCCAACUCGGGAGUGGCUGCUCUUCUGGCCGCGGCUGUACAGCAGAGGGGACCUCGAGGGUUAGAAGGGGAAUGUAAGGCUAAAGGGUGUUUUGCCUGCGGGGAGCCAGGACACAUUAAACGUCAUUGCCCAAACAAUGCAGAUGCUAGGCCUCGCCCUAGGAAUGAAGAACCAUAUGUUUGUGGGCGAUGCAAGAGGGGAUCACACAAAGCUGAGGAGUGUAGGUCGGUCUUUGACGCUCAGGGCAACCGUAUUUGUGGACGAGAUGCUAGAGGGCCAAAAAACGGCCAGAGGGGGCCCCCUUCACAGGCGGGCCCCCGCCCCAGAGACAGGACAGCUCAGGAUGGCAGCCUUCAACAAGGGCCACCCCUGGGUCAGCAGGUGUGGACCUCAGUGUCGCCUCCAGACUUAUACAGAAGGUCACCAUUAGGACGGAUGGCGUUAGGACCCUAAAUGACAUGCAAAAACUAUUGGGAGACAUUAAUUGGAUUAGGCCAUAUUUACAUAUACCAAAUUCAGAUCUCAAACCCCUGUUCGACCUUCUGAAGGGAGACCCAGAUAUAGCCUCCCACAGGAGGCUCACUCCUGAGGCAAGAGCUGCCUUACAGAGAGUGGAAAAAGCCUUAGGUGGGGCUACCUUACACAGAAUUGAACCAGGGCGACCCUUUGAUGUCUGUUUGCUACAGACUAGUCUACAGCCCACAGCGGUGAUUUGGCAGAAAGUACCAUUACUGUGGAUACACCCUAAGGUCUCACCUACAAAAGUCAUAGAGCAUUACCCGGAGGCAGUCGCUUCAUUGGCCCUUGAAGCGCAUGAUAGAGCUGUCCAACAUUUUGGCUCAGGACUACAAGCCAUCCGAGUACCCUAUACCGCCAGCCAGAUCAAGACCCUGGCUGCCUGCAUAGAUACUUGGGCCAUUCUGAGAUGUGUUUUCCAUGGGGAUAUAAACAAUCAAUACCCUAAAGACCCUAUCUUGUCAUUUGUCACUCAGCACCCUAUAAUUUUUCCAAAGGUUACUGCCUCUGAGCCAUUAGUCCCAGCAACUACAAUAUACACAGAUGGCUCCAAGACGGGGAUAGGCGCCUAUGUGAUCCUAGGCAAGCCCCCGGUUACCAUACAAUUUGAACCUGAUCAGCCUCAGGUGGUGGAACUGCAGAUCGUUAAAAUGAUUCUUGAACGGUUCUCAGAAGCCAUUAAUAUUGUCUCCGAUUCUAGGUAUAUGGUCAAUGCUAUGCAAGUGCUUGAGACUGCCGGUUUAAUUAGAUCCACUUCCACAGUGGCUGGGCUGUUCCUGUCUAUCCAGACAUUGCUUCAGAACAGACACCAUAAGGUCUUCACCACCCACAUAAGAGCACAUACAUCCCUGCCAGGGCCCAUGGCACAGGGGAAUGCGGCUGCUGAUACUGCCACUCGCCCGUUAUGGAUUUUUACCUUACUAACACCAAUCGAGCGAGCCCGUGCCUUCCAUGAUAAGUUUCAUGUCAAUGCCAGGACACUAGCAAACCAUUUCCAUGUUUCCAGAGCAGAUGCACGAGAUAUCGUGCGACUAUGUGACUCCUGUGCCACAUACAAACCUGCCAUACCGAUGGGAGUAAACCCUCGAGGUUUGAUCCCUGGUGAUGUUUGGCAGAUGGACAUCACACAUAUACAGGAGUUUGGGACUCUUAAAUAUGUUCAUGUUUCCACAGACACCUGUUCUCAUGUCAUAUUCGCAACAGCAGAAACAGGUGAAAAAGUGUCUAAUGUGAUCAAUCAUUGCCUGGCGGCUUGGGCCGCAUGGGGCAAACCAAAAAUAUUAAAAACUGAUAAUGGACCAGCCUAUAUAGGCAAAGCCUUCAAUGAGUUCUGCAAAAUGAUGGAGGUUCAAUUAAAACAUGGUAUCCCAUACAAUCCCCAAGGUCAAGGAAUCAUUGAGAGGGCUCAUAGAAGCCUCAAAGAAAUUUUACAAAAACAAAAAGGGGGAGUAGGCCAAGGCCUGGCCCCAAAGGCACGAUUAUCCAUGGCACUAUUCACACACAAUUUUUUAAAUUUAAAUAAUGAUAAUUGCUCCCCAGCCGUGGAGCACUGCAACCCUUCCCCCAACCAUAAAGGGUGGGUGAAGUGGAAAGAUGUCCUGACAGGACAAUGGAUGGGCCCGGAUCCAGUGGUCAGCUGGAACCGAGGCGCGGUUUGUGUUUUCCCACAGGAAUCGGGACGAGAACCACUGUGGGUACCGGAGAGACUGACACAGGCGACAAAGCCCUCGACUGAAGAUCAGACCUGCCCUACCGGAGAUCCAUCACAGACCAACCAACAAGAUGAAUAGAAAUAGCGAUAGCCCAAAAUAGACAAGAAGAUCCUCAGGCAUAUGCAUGGCUCGCUCGCCUAGCCUACGACCGAGUCUAGGGACGGUGAGCUUCCCACACUCCUCCUCUAAAAAAUUAUGACAUAGCUGGGUAGGAGAGUCAAUGACGGGUAAGAGCGUACUCCCCCGGUGCGACUCAACCUAAGCCAGGCCCUACCCCAUCCUGCACGUAAGCCGCUGGACUGUUAGACGCUGCCCAGGUCUAAAUUUCUCUCCGAGGGGAUUUCUUUACGGAGAGGAAAUGAGUGCAAGCUUGUGUGCAUCCAGGUUCCGUCCAGUUUGUGCCUGGCCCUAGAAAAAGGACGAGGGCCUCAGGGCCUUGGCAGACCAUGGGACGGCCGACCAGGGUCUAAGCCAAGGACCUACGGUGGGCCUACGCAUAGGGCAUAAGCCUCUGCACCCAGUCCAGGAAGGGCUACGAUGCGCACAUUUAUAAAAAAAAAAUAAGAAAGGGGGAGAUGUUGGGAGCCGCAGCCUCGAGCCCGGUCGCCUCACUUGGCGGACGUGAGGCCUGUAGUAAAGAGUAAAGCCUGAGGUAGAUUACCCCUCCCAUCGAGCACGUUAGUUUCCUGCUUACCGCGUAAGCAACCCGCUCAACAAUAUAGUCUGCCUGGCAACUGAUGAUGUUAGCCAAUCAGCUUGCCUUGCUUACUUUAACAUGAUUGGACACUGUAUCCGUAUAUAUACUGGUGCCACCCCUGGGGGGGAAGAAGAAGCCCGGAAGUAGAAGCCCAGAAGGAGCCGCGGGGAGCGGACCAGAGGAGGCUUCGGCUGGGAGCGAUCCCAGGGCAGGCUGUACGGAGAAGAAAAAUAAAAGAAAAGGUUGUCCACUGCCAGACUUUGUCGUGUGUCCUUCCUGCCGGCCGGGAGCGGACAUCGACAGUCAGACACAAUUCUUUUCGAACAGUGCUCUUUGUAUUUUAAUAAUUCGUAUUUCUGUUAAGGUGGAUUAAGUACUUAAAAUAUUUGAUAGUUGUGAAAUAAAACUUCCCUUGAAAACAA